Molecule: messenger RNA, 1101 nt
Organism: Ostrinia nubilalis (European corn borer)
Lineage: Eukaryota; Metazoa; Arthropoda; Insecta; Lepidoptera; Crambidae
Product: E3 ubiquitin-protein ligase RNF25
Exons: 6
Coding region: 187-1086 (299 amino acids)
Biological process (GO): protein ubiquitination
Cellular component (GO): nucleus
Molecular function (GO): protein binding; ubiquitin protein ligase activity
Source: RefSeq, a predicted model, not a curated record
AUUCCUCUAUAAUUUUGCGUUAUCUGUGCCUCUCAUCGUGAUUGAUUUUUGCCGUGAAUAGGUACCUAUCCCUGAAUUCCCAGCCAUUUCCCAGCUGUUCGGGUGCAGCAUCUGCAUUGCGCCUGCCUCAACUUAUUGGCAAUUGCAUGCACUAGUUAGACUCGAUCGAGAUUUAUUGCGGACACCAUGUCGUCCCCGGUAGAUGAAAGAAUUUCUGAUGAGCUUGAGGCUCUUAAAGCCAUUUUGAUGGAUGAUUUUGUAGUGAAAAAAACUGAAGAUGGCCCAGAUAGUAUCGAAUAUGUCGUUCACCCAUCUACGGGUGACGACGUUGAUCAACAAUUUGUUUGUGUUACGUUAGAAGUUCGUUUGGUCUCUGGCUACCCAGAUGUCAGCCCCGAGGUGCUCUUGAGAAACCCAAGAGGUCUUGAUGACAAAGUCCUUAAGUCCAUUCAUACACAAAUCGAUAAGAAGUUGCAGGAUAACUUGGGGCAACCUGUAGUUUAUGAAGUUAUAGAGCUCGUCCGUGAAAAUCUUACUCGAAGCAAUCUGCCGAGCGGGCAAUGUGUGAUCUGUCUGUUCGACUUCGUGGAGGGAGACGUCUUCAUCAAGACGCAGUGCUACCACUACUUCCAUAGCUACUGCCUGGCCUGCCACCUAAAGGCCGGCAAGAACUGGUACCAAGAUGAGAUGGACAGACUGCCCAGUUGGCAGCAGGCUGAUACACCUAAACACCAGCAGACAUGCCCGGUAUGCCGGUGCCGUUUGGACUUGGACUUCGAGACGCUGAAAUCUGCACCGCCUCCAGUGGACUCCAUCAAUGCUCCACCAUUUCGUCUGACUGCUGAGUUAAAGGCUCUCCAAAAGAAGAUGGCCGAGAUCCUGGCCCGCCAGAAGGCCAAGGGAGGCGUCGUGGGCAUGGGCGACAACGGACCCCCACCGCUCACCAUCACUUCGCCUUCUGAUAACGAUGGCGGUUCCACCAGCCAGGACGCUGACAAGGCAGACGCGCUCGCCCGCGCCGCCGCCGCUGAGGCCGCGCCCGGAUCCCCCAAGGCCGCUCCGGUAUACCGCGGCCCGUACCGGUAAGAACUAGUUUUUACU